Messenger RNA from Trypanosoma theileri, 360 nucleotides. RefSeq lists its product as uncharacterized. The record is from RefSeq and is a predicted model, not a curated record. The annotation marks the transcript as partial. Lineage: Eukaryota; Euglenozoa; Kinetoplastea; Trypanosomatida; Trypanosomatidae. The transcript has a single exon.
GUGGCUGCGGUGAAUGCCCUUCAAAGCAUGAAGGCUGAAUUGGAGGGUCAACGACAGCGCAUCCACGAGCUGGAGGAUCUGGUUUCUCAAUUUAAUGUCGAUAUGAGUGGUGUAAUGUCACUUAUUGGAGAACGAUUUCGUGGAUGUGACGAGUUGGUUAACUUGAAGUUAAGAGAGUUAAACUUUUCGUUGAUCUUGCAGGGUUCAGCUGAUGAUGAAAUGUUACAGCAUGUGGAGAAGCUGAAGACUGAGAAUGAUCAGCUGCGAGAGGAGCUGCGUACUUUGCAGGAGGUCCACUCUGAGGAGAUGGAGGAACUUGCACGGGAGGCUGCGGACCGUAUUGCGGAGCACGAUGAGUUG